AUGCUGCGCGGAGUCGGCAGUUUUUUCGCAGGUAAAAGCACUAUUUCUGAGUGGGAGACCACCGAGACCCCGGGGAUAUUGGACGAUGCUCUGCCUCGGGAAGUUGGGAUUCAUAAAGUACAGCAAUAUGUUCAGCAAAACACUGAACCCGAGUCACCCGAUACCGUAAUAGAUAACUCAUCAGCAUCCGCGAAACGACAGCUCGGUAGUCUAAAAGCCCAACAGCCACCCAAACCCCAACCUUUGCGCCGGCCAGGCCCAACCCCGAUAUCGAACCCGACUUCAUCUGAUAAACCUACCACGGCCGACCUCUCCAUGUCUAGUUUCGGACGCACACAUCCGCAGGAUCCUCGAGUUCAUCAGUUAUUUUCCAAGGCUACCAACGUCAUUCGUGAGGCUAUCGAUGUGGAGGAUGUGCUGUUCCUUGAAGCCAGCAUCAGAUCAUUCGGCGGGUUGACUGAAUCAUCAACCCACGCUAUUAAAUCUGCGGACGGAAGUAAAUCGUCGUCUUCAUCUUCUGACGAGACGGAACACCCGGAAAGAUGCGUAAACAGCAGCUGUUCACAGAGAAAGGCUAAACCCCGUUGUCGGAUAUUCGGAUUUUCAAGCUCGUCAGUAGCCAGCAUCGACGGCGACCCACCUUGCCGAGCCUUCUCGUCAGUAUCGGAGGGUUUUCUCGCCAAGCUUCUGCGGCGUUAUCCAAAAGGUAAGAUUUUCAAUUUUGACGCCGAGGGCAAUGUCCAAUCCAGCGACGACUCAAGCGACGAGACCAUCCUGGGCUUGAGCGCGAUGAAUCUGGAAAACGGCUCCAUCGGGUCUCCUGAACAACCGCAAAAAACCGAGUCAUCCCGUAAGCGGAGAAGAGAGCAACUCUCCCGCCUGAAAGAAGCGAAACAGAUUAUGUCCAUAUUUCCCGAUGCCCGUAGUGUGUGUAUCGUGCCUCUUUGGGAUAUGCAGAAGCACCGCUGGUACGCCGGAGGGUUUGUCAGUACCACGACCCCGGGCCGGACGUUUACUAUCGAGCACGAGCUAGGCUACCUCCGGGCUUUCGGCAUUGUCAUCAUGUCUGAAGUGGAUCGAAUGAAGGCUCAACUUAUCGAGAGGUCGAAAACCGACCUUCUAAGUUCGCUCUCCCACGAACUACGGUCUCCUCUUCAUGGCAUCAUCCUCGGCGCAGAACUACUGAGCGAUACUUCCUUGGACGCCUUCCAAGAAGAGAUGCUAGCUUCGAUUGAAACAUGUGGUAGGACGCUGUUGGAGACAAUGGAUCAUCUGCUGGACUUGAGCAGAAUCAACAAUUUCAUCGGCUCUUCGCCAAGCCGCCAAAACACCAAAGGCGCCAUCGCUACGAAUGAUACAACGGCUCUCAACGAUCGAUCAGUGGCGAACCGUGGUCAGCGGCCCGGGAUCGAGGCAGGAAUGAUGAGCAUUGCCUCCGACGUCGAACUCGAUAUCCUUGCCGAAGAGGUCGUCGAGAGUGUCUGCGCUGGGUUCAGUUACCAACAGUUGUCCAUCGCCCAUCACGUCAAUCAGCAAUCAUCCGAACACGCCGAGGUCCCAGACCUUGUUCGGAGACUUGACAGUCUCCAAGCAAUCGAAGACGCCGCUUUCAAACCGCAGAGCCGUGGAGACUUGCUGUCGCUUCUCGGAGAAGUCACCGUAACGUUCGACGUCAGUCCAGCUGUUUCCUGGACUUUUCAUACUCAGUCGGGCGCAAUCCGUCGUAUCAUUAUGAAUCUGCUUGGUAACUCAUUGAAGUUCACUAGUAAAGGUACAGUCAACGUCAAAGUCCUCCAGGUGCUCCAAGAUAAGCGAAAACCUUCGGCUUCAACUAGGGUGAAAAUUAUCGUGACGGACACCGGGCGAGGGAUCAGCGACAAUUACCUUCAAAACCACAUCUUCUCACCAUUUUGUCAAGAGGACAGCAUUUCUACUGGGCUGGGCCUAGGCUUGAGCCUUGUUAACCAAAUUGUUGCCAAGUUGGGCGGGUCUAUUCAGGUUCUGAGCAAGCUCGGCCAUGGGACAAAGGUGACUGUAGUACUGCCAUUGCAAGAAGCGGCCCCGACGUCGCCGACAGGCAACCCAUACUCGGCGGGUUUUGACGAGUUCAGGUCGCUUUCUGACCAGCUGAAGGGCCUUCGAGUCCGGAUUUUUGGGCCAUCAACCGAGCAUAAUGCUCACGCAGAUGGUGACCCCGACUGGUUGAAGGGAACCCGAAGCGAAGGUGCCCUCCUCGCGAACUUUUGCGCGCAGUGGCUGCAAAUGCACGUCGUCGAACACUCCGUCUCCGAACACAUCCUCGCAGACAUGGUCGUUACUACAGAGGCAUUCCUCGAAGAUUUGCUGUCAGAACAGUCUCACGGCGGCAUGUCAACACCCGUCAUAGUCGUUUGUCGUAACUCUUUGGUCGCGCGACAACUAGCCGUUUCGGCGAGAUUCAAGAACAGCGAUACUGUUAUUGAAUUCGUCUCACAGCCCAUCGGUCCUAGAAAACUUGCAAAGGUCCUACUGCUAAGCCUGAGGCGGUGGAUCAAAUUGCAAGCCGCCACGAUGUCCAUUCCAACCCCCUCGUCGCUGGGUACCGUGGAAGCUACUCCCGGUGACCUGGCGCCUGACGAUGGCAUUCGUUUGACGCCAGAGGUCGAGUACUUCUGCAAACCCUUUAUAAAUAAUGAGACAUUCGCAGUCCCUGCCGCUGAGGACGGCACCUCAAAUGACUCGCAGCUUGAGGAGGAUGUUCAAAAAACAGCGAGACUCGACUUUCUCGCCCGAGAAGUCGAUACCAAGAGCGACAAUCUCUCUGAACGCCCAAAGAAAGACUGUGUGUCAUCUUUGGCGCCUGCAGCUCCAACCAAGAUGACCUAG
Molecule: messenger RNA, 2865 nt
Organism: Colletotrichum truncatum
Lineage: Eukaryota; Fungi; Ascomycota; Sordariomycetes; Glomerellales; Glomerellaceae
Product: Histidine kinase 5-like protein 2
Biological process (GO): signal transduction; phosphorylation
Molecular function (GO): phosphorelay sensor kinase activity
Source: RefSeq, a predicted model, not a curated record